Molecule: messenger RNA, 2891 nt
Organism: Leptidea sinapis
Lineage: Eukaryota; Metazoa; Arthropoda; Insecta; Lepidoptera; Pieridae
Product: alpha-(1,3)-fucosyltransferase C-like
Exons: 3
Coding region: 333-1601 (422 amino acids)
Cellular component (GO): membrane
Molecular function (GO): alpha-(1->3)-fucosyltransferase activity
Source: RefSeq, a predicted model, not a curated record
AAUCGAUGCGAGUGUACGUAUAAAGUGUAAACAAAAACACAUUUCACACAAUAUUCACAUCCAAUCACAAAAGACAGUGUAACACACUACACAAUGUGAACCAAGUGAUCAUAUUAUCAUUCUACGUAAGACAAUUGUAAUGUUUCGAAGUGUUUUACAAUAGUUUCGAUGAUUUUAGCAGGUUUUACUGCAUGUGAUGUUUUGACUCAGUGUUGCGCAUGUGCGAAGUUACCCGACCGAAAUGAAAAGCUCCUCGGUUUGGAUCAAAAUCAUCAACAAAUGUCUAACGAAGUGGAGAAACAUCGGAAGUGUGCAAUCAUGACUCGGCUAAAAUGUUUUUGUUUUUUCGUCUUCGCCAUCGCUGUAUAUCAAAUGUAAGACAAAUGAUAUCUGCACGUUUUUUCUUUUGCAUAACCUGCAUUAGCUUCGCCAUUUCAAUUAUUUGGAUACAUUUCAUUGAUGCACGUAAUUAUUCCAAUAAUGAUAGCUUAGUCAGAGAAGCGCUGGAGAACGUCGCGAAAGACCACAGAUUUGCUGAAGUUUACAGAAAAGCGGACAGACUAUCUAAGGACAUGAAAUAUAUGUUGCUCUGGACAGGUGAUGAACUUGAGCCAUUUAAUACUUUCGGACGUGGCCAAAGAGCAUUCAUCCAACGAAAUUGUUUCAUUAUAAACUGCUACGUUACCAACGAUAGGAACUUUUUUGGCGGAGAUGUUACCAAAUUUGACGCUAUAGGAUUUAACGGAAGAUCCAUGGAGUCAAUGUCACCUUGGGAUCUCCCAGGUAAAAGAAUCAACACGCAAAAAUAUAUAUACUUCAAUAUGGAAUCAGCUGACAACUAUCCAGUAUGUUAUGAGCAUUUUGAAAACUUUUUUAACUGGACGUCGACUUAUAAGUUAGAUUCAGAUAUACCGUAUCCAUAUAUACACAUAAAGAAUAUAAACGGAGAAGUGAUUGGUCCCAAAGCUGAAAUGAAAUGGGUCGAAAGUUCUGGUCCAAUUGAUAAUGACGUGUACCGAUUAAUAGAGAACAAAACCAAAGCAGUAGCAUGGUUUGUAUCCAAUUGCAAGAGCAGAAAUCAUCGGAUUAAACUUGCAAAGAAUUUGAAUAGAUCGUUAUCAAUAUAUGGUUAUUCAGUAGAUAUAUACGGGGAUUGUGGGGAACUUAAAUGUCCUCGAGAUGGGAACUGUAAUGAAAUACUUGAGAGGGAUUACUUCUUCUAUCUAUCGUUCGAGAAUUCGUUUUCAGAAGAUUAUGUAACGGAGAAGCUUUUGACCGCGUUACAGCACAAUGUGGUUCCAAUUGUGUUUGGUGGUGCGGAUUAUAGCAGAUUUCUUCCCCCUGGCUCGUAUUUGGACGCGAAAAGAUCGAAACCAGAUGAACUAGCCGCCACAAUAGCAACGCUUAUACGAUACCCCAAAACGUAUAGUCAUUACUUUAGUUGGAAAAAUAAUUAUAUCUACCAAGAUCCGUCCAAUUCUGACAAUGUAUGUUCUGUAUGUGCCGCACUGAACGAUAAAGAAUUAUUUGAAUCACAUAAGACAUAUAGCCAUUUCAGAUACUGGUGGAAUCCGAAUUAUUCAAAUAGAUGUAUGGAAUAACUCAGAUAAUUUUUUUAUGUAAUUUUCCAUCAAUUAAUGAUAUAAAUUUAAGUCGAGGCUUCAAUUAGUGCAUUUUUGUCUCCAUUUAGGUACUUUUUGAUUUAUUUCAAUUAUUUUUCAAAACAGUUCCAAGCUAUUUCGUUAUUUCGUUUAGUGUUAAAAAAUCCAUUGUAGUUUCUUUAAUUAACAAAUUUGAUUACAAGUCUUAACAGAUCUGGUAUACUUUUAUCGUCAUUCUAUUAAAGCAAACAGAAGGCCUUCCAUCAACUUUCAAUAAGCAAUUCAAUUCCGAUGCAGUUCAGUUUAGGUUUUAAUAAAACGAUUCACUUGACUGCUAAGAAAGUAGCAAUUUUUUUUUAAUCUCACUUUGACACAUAAGUUAUCCAGUUUUGGUUGAAUAUUACCUCAUGGUACGAAUGAAUGAACGAACUAAAACAGUUUGCGAUUCAAUUGCCGACUUGAUUUGACGUCAACCUAAACUCCAUCGCUCAAAUGACGUCGUGUUAUGAGGUAGCAAAGCAGUUCAUUUUAGGUCGUCAAUUGAAUAGAUUGCUAUUACUAAGAGUUCAUGGUAGGCCCGCAGAUCUUUUAUAUUUACGCACAAGAAAAUGUGACGAUACGAAUCAGAACUUCCCCUAAUUAUAAUAAAUGAUACACACUGUCCAUUACAAUGCAGUGCCGAUCGGGAUUCUUGAAAAACACAAACUUCUGAGCAGUAUUUUCGAAUUCAUAAAGGGCUUCACACACGGCAGCUAUAAUGUUAUAUUAACAUUACAUUCCGGUAUUUAGCUUUAAAUUAUCUAAUGUAUGUAUGUACACACAACAGUUAAUAUAAUGAAUGUUCAUUCAAUUGGUAUACGACCCAACUUUGCAUAGAGAUUUUUAAUGAUGUAUCGAAAUAUAAAUGUAUAUUUUCGUAUCUUGCUGUAUGAAGAUGUGAAAAUGUACGUUAUAGCUCUCGUGUGUGGUCUUCUGGUGAUUUCUACGGAAAGAUGUAUAGUAAUAACAACUUAUCUGUGAAGUGGCAAAAAUAGGAACUACAGUCGCUAUGUUGAAAUGUCAUUCGACUGUCAGUGUCUACUACUUUCGAGUGUUCCGUGUGUUUUAUUGCGAAACUUCCACUGACCUCUACUAUAUAACACUGGCCUGGCGGCUGUCCAAGUGCUUUUGUGCCUGUUUGAUAUUCGCCAUUUUGGCGCUGUUGGCCAUGUAGCGAGAGUCUGCGGUACUAAAACUAGUGUUGACAACCUUAGCAAACAUCGAUGGAUGGUGGGAAACUAUUUACAAAAA